CGCUGGGAUCGCUGCUGCUAUUUGCUCUUUGCACGUCCAAAAGUCAUGGAUGGAGUGAUCUGUGAGCAAACAUGCUGUUUUCUGUCCUGCAGUCUCGCGCGCCGUGUGGAAAGCGUGGAAAUCAACGCGUCUUAUUAACAGGAACUGUUUAAGGUUUAAAAUUGUGGAGUUGAGUGUAUUGUGAACCUCCAGUGUUUAUUCUGACAACACCUAACUGAUCUGGCAUCGACAUGGCUUCGGGGCAAGCAGAUGUACCAGAACUUGAGUCUGGCAUGCCCUCGGGCCUUUGUGGGGUCCUGUCAUGUCCCAUUGGAAUGAUGCGGCACAACAUCAGCUACGAUGAGCACAUAGACAUCCCCAUGCAUUCACCCCCUCCAGACAUGACAGUCAAUGUCUUUUGGAAAGAUCAUCCCAUCGUCCCUCAGCACAGGUUUAGGAACACAGUCGAGGUGAGUGAGAACGGUGACAAGCUCCAGACACAAGAGGCACAAACACAACCCAAGUCCCCGACGCCUGCUGUGAAAGCCAAGGCCACCACAUUAAUGACUUCCCUUAUGACGAAGCAAACACAGGAAAACCUCCAAAAGUUUGAGCACCAAGCAGGACUGACAGAGAUGGUGUAUUCACCCCACAAGGGCCUUUCAGCCGAGGAGACCCUUCUUCAUCGACUAGCUGAUGGCAAACAGCCACAGAAGUUGAGAAUGUCAAGCGGGGACUUGAAGGAGGACAGGCUCUUAACAUCUGCACAAUCUACCCCCAGUGGCACCCCUUCUGUCACCCCUUCUGUUACCCCCAGCGUUAGUCCCCACUCAUCACCAGCUCUUAAUCGCAGGAACUGGUUGAAUCCAACACCUUACCUUUCAUCUCUAGAGCCUAACAGACCAAACCUAAACACAGGCAUGGGAGGAAAUGAGGGAGGAGGAGGAUUAGAUCGGUGGAACUUUUUUGGGAGUCGGUCUGUGGUACCCAAGUCUCCCACAGAUCCUGGCUCUGAAACCAGCACAGGCUUCUCGCUGCAGUCCUACUUUGGUCUUCAGAAGUCCUCCACCAUGGACGGCACCAACCCCCAGAUCAACCUUAAGGUGGAGGACCCUGCCCAAUUCAUGGCCCCCAAAAUUGAAAUCUCAGGCGUGGAUCCCAAGCGGGUUUCGCCACGACCACACAAACUUAAACCUCGGGACAUGAAUGUUUUAACACCUUCAGGCUUUUGAAGAAAGACCACCUGUCCUUUUUUUCCCCUUCAUUCAUCUGGUUGCUCCUGUGCUUCCUGUCUACUUGAGCACCGAGUCCCUAAAGCUGGGAGGAAUGAGGACCACCUACAGCCCAUCAGCUUCAGGGAUGUCGUCGUACUCUUGCCCCUCCCAGCAGACCGGUUCUACCCUCUAAAUAGUCUUGCUGAUAACUCAAAGGUCCAGUGAAAACUAAACUGAGAAGAUUUUGUCACACCUGGAGGUGAUUUUUAACAUGUUAGCGCCAUUACCUGGGCUCAUUUGCUUUGCUGUCCUCAUCCCUUCAUCUGCAGUAAAUGGAAAUAUCUUGUCAGCCUUUUGUAAACGUGACUUGCUUUACUUAGCAUUGCUCUUCAUGCCAACACUGACAACAUAUUUCAGUUAAUGCUCAGAUGCCCGCCCCGUUUUUACUUUUAUAAUUCAAAGUUUAAAAAGCUGAUGUGUAUAUUGUGUAGUGCUUGUUGCUGUCAGCAUGCUGAGAAUAGUUUAGUGUGUGACUGAUGACGUGCCUAAACUUCCAACUUUGUUUUUUAUUAUGUGGAAGCAUCUUAUUGUCCUUUAAAAUGACUUUUAUUUAGAAAUGAUUUUUAUAAAUAUUUGAAAUAAUUUUUGUCCAUAUCGUCCUGCUUCGAGUCAGCUUUUUGUUCCGCCGGUAGUAUGAUGUGAUUUGUGGUUUAUGGGACAACAUUAUGACCGCUAAACAAGCUAAAACAUUAGCAUUUAAGUGAUUCAUUUACAUUUCAGGUUUCUCAUGCCUAAGAACUUUGCUGGUUUGCUGGAAAAAAGUUUAAUUCUGCCAAGUAAUUGCACAAGGGAGAGGUUCUCCCACUUGCAUAUCUUAAUAAAUAUAAUCAUAACAAAUAAA
This is a messenger RNA of Nothobranchius furzeri (turquoise killifish), 2094 nucleotides long. RefSeq names its product KIAA1191 ortholog. The record is from RefSeq and is a predicted model, not a curated record. Lineage: Eukaryota; Metazoa; Chordata; Actinopteri; Cyprinodontiformes; Nothobranchiidae. Gene Ontology annotation, cellular component: cytoplasm.